AUGCAGCGUCGAAUGCUCAGCAAAGAGGACGAGGCGGCGACAGGUGGGGAGGAUGUGCAAGUGCGUCGCGAGGACCAGGAGAAAAUCAACAAGUUUAGCACACUUCACCAGAAGGAGGUCGCGCUCGAAGAUGAGUUGAAGGCGAAGCAGAAAGAGAAAGAGGAUUUAGAGGAAAUCAGCAUGGAAUUGGAGCUCGUCGACGAGGAUGAUAAAGUACCAUACAAAGUCGGUGACUCAUUCGUCUCCUUACCGCAGCCUCAAGUUCUCGAGAUGCUCUCCGCAUCUACAGAAAGCAUCGAUGAAGAAGUCUCCGUGCUGAGGGAGAAGAUCGAUAGCAUCCAUGAAGAGAUGGAAGGCUUGAAGACGGCGCUGUAUGGACGAUUUGGAAGAAGCAUCAAUCUGGAGACCUAA
This is a messenger RNA of Aaosphaeria arxii CBS 175.79, 411 nucleotides long. RefSeq names its product Prefoldin, subunit 4. The transcript has 4 exons. The record is from RefSeq and is a predicted model, not a curated record. Gene Ontology annotation, biological process: protein folding. The coding region runs from base 1 to 411 and encodes 136 amino acids. Gene Ontology annotation, cellular component: prefoldin complex; cytoplasm. NCBI's taxonomy places the organism in Eukaryota, Fungi, Ascomycota, Dothideomycetes, Pleosporales.